CUCCUGCCCCAACCCCACCCCCCACCCCUCCGAUUCGCUCCGGCUCCCCGUCCCACGGCCGCCGCCGCGCCCGCGCCGCACCACCGCGCGCGUACAGCGCCGGGAAUCCGCCGGCUCCGAGCGUCCCCCUCCGCGACCCCCGGAGCGGCCGCCUCGAGCUCCGGAACCCUAGGGCCUCUCCCCCACCCGGUCCGCCUCUCCGGCGAGAUGCCGCUGGGCCCCACCGCCUGCCCCGACGCAGCCGAUGGAGAGGAGGGGUAACUUCCUCCGCCCCCCGGCCCCCGACGACGCCGCGGCCGCCGGCAGGAGCAACACGUUCCCCGCCGCCGGGGACACGGGCCACACCAACCUCACCUCCUCCUCGGGCUCCUCCUCCUCCUCCACCGUCACGGGCGACCCUCUCGACUUCCUGGGCCAGAUCCAUGCGGCCUGCAAGCGCCAGAGGCCUCUCGGUACAACACAGCGUGCAACUCGUAUCCUGUUGCCUCGAGGUGAGGGGCCAGCAAAAGCUGGUACCAGCCCUUCUGUUAGAGAGAGUUCUGGAGGAAUGGCUAUGCAGAAGCAGAGAGGCGUGCUGGCGGCCUCCAGGUUGCAAAAGGUGUCACCUGAUCAAAAGGAUGUUAACGCUGGUGCAGGAGUACUGGCAUCAAAUCAAAACGACAUGUUGACUACACCUUCCAUGUUGAGUACUAUCACAGAUGGCCAUAAUCAGAUUGCUGGUCAAAACGACCAGCAGAAGAAUGAAAUGGAUGUGUUUGUGGACAGGAAUAAGUCGUCGUUAGAUGUUUCUUCAUCUCGGAUCACAUCUCGAAAUGCAUCAGUGGCCGUCGGUUUCAAGAAAGAUCAGUUUUAUUCAGUUGGCGAUUCACACUUAACUUCUCAGGGUGAGAAUGUAGGAGUAACCACUGACAGUAGAAUGGACAGUAUGUUGUCUUAUCUGCAUUCUGUUUCAUUGUCAGCAGGAGAUAAUUAUCAUGUGGCUCAAGCAGCACAUGAUCAAGGCGGGAAACAUCAGAAGCUUGAGCUAGCUGGUGCACCAGUUGAGAUGGAUGUCAAGUAUGAUGCAGCAAAUUUGCCUCAAAAAGGGACUGAAGAAGCUUGUAAUCAGAAUCAUGGAGAGCCAAUGACCCGUUGCUCUGUCGUUGGUUCUUCUGUUACUGCUGUAUCACUACAUUCAGGGCAAAAUACACGAGUUCCUCAGAGUAGCCGAUAUGCUUCGCCAAUGCAGAUGCCUGAAUGUACAGUGGAAUCAUCUGCAGCUAUACCAGGUAGUGUCCCUCCCAAACAGCAAGAAGCUGCAAUGCCAUCAAGUGUUGGUGAUUGGAAUCCUAAAAACCAUCAGGUUCCUAAUACAACGGACAAAGCUGCCCCUGGCAAUGGAGGUUUGCCAUCCCAAGGCCAAGGGUUAUCUGCUAAUGAACAAUCUACGUCUGCCAAGGAUGGGGGUACUUCGCAAGCAAACAGGGAUCAGAAGGAGCGCCGAAAAAAGGGUUAUGAUCCUGAACAUUUCUUUAAGGUGAACGGGAAACUUUAUCAGAAACUUGGUAAAAUAGGUUCUGGUGGCAGCAGUGAAGUUCACAAAGUUAUAUCAAUGGAACGUGCAAUAUACGCCCUGAAAAAGAUAAAGCUUAAAGGUCGUGACUACCCGACGGCAUAUGGCUUUUGCCAAGAAAUCGGUUACCUAAAUAAGCUGAAAGGAAAGAGUAACAUCAUACAGCUAAUUGAUUACGAGGUCACUGAUAAAAAUUUACUUAAAGAAGGCCCUAUCUCACCUCGGGAUGGAAAAAUUAAGGAUGAUCAAUACAUUUACAUGGUCCUUGAGUUUGGCGAAAUUGAUUUAGCACAUAUGGUUGCUCAGAAGUGGAAGGAGAGGAACAACUCAAAUAUGAAAAUAGAUGAAAAUUGGCUGCGGUUUUAUUGGCAGCAAAUGCUUGAAGCAGUCAAUACAAUACAUGAGGAACGGAUAGUGCAUUCCGAUCUGAAGCCUGCAAAUUUUAUGCUUGUGAAGGGAUCACUGAAGCUAAUAGACUUUGGCAUUGCCAAAGCUAUAAUGAAUGAUACGACAAACAUUCAGCGUGAUUCUCAGGUAGGAACACUUAACUACAUGUCACCCGAAGCAUUGCUAUGUAAUGAGCAAGAUUCAAGUGGUAACGUUUUCAAGUGUGGUCGGCCAACUGAUAUCUGGUCUCUUGGAUGUAUUCUUUAUCAGAUGGUGUAUGGUAAGACACCAUUUGCAGACUACACGACUUUCUGGACCAAAUUCAAAGCUGUUACCGAUAGGAACCACAAGAUCAGUUAUGAACCGGUCGACAACCCAUGGCUUAUUGAUCUCAUGCAAAGGUGCCUGGCCUGGGACCGAGAUGAACGGUGGAGAAUACCUCAGUUGCUUCAGCACCCGUUUCUUGUCCCUCUCGUGCCACGGGAUUUGCCUCCCAUCAACCCUGAUCCUGAUCCGUGCAGCAUGCUGAUGGACCAGCUCAGACCACACUGGGACAAUCCCGAGGUUGCCAGACUUUGCUCCGAGCUUCGAGACGUGAUUGCAAAGUGUGAGGAGGAUCAAAGCAGUCAAAGCACUAGAAGGUAACACAGCAUAGCGUUGACGGCAUGUCGAGGUGUGGCGCGCAUGUUACAGCUCAGCGUGCGCCAUCUUCUCCUUGAGAUCAAACAUCAAUUCCAACGGUUCGAUAGACAGCUACUGAGGCACUGCAGGUGUUGGACAAGAUUCGCGGCUGACCGUCACCGAUUUUUAUGGCUCAUUGUGUUGUCACGGAAGUUCAGCACUUCAUUGAGGAAUUCCAUGUAUGUGUCGUGCUGAGGUCGUCGUUGGUGUAUGUAUGCCCUCCUCUUCGGCUUAUUUUGUUUGUUCCUAGAACAACCGGUAAUCGGGCUGACCGUUUGUGACACGAGGUUUCCUUGGUAGGAUUCUUCUUCCUGUUAGAUGAGGAACUAGGCAGGUGGUGCUUUAGUCUCCCUUUUGUCUGUUUGUUCCUGAAUUUAGGUGACAGCGUCUGUUGUAAUCUGUAUGUAAAUAGCACCUGCAUGAUGAUGAGUUGGGGUCGCAGGGAGAGGGAGGCGUUGUUUGGGUAGUGGGGUGGGCAUUCUUGGUGCCCGGGUGUUAGGAGGAAGUUGAUGCAAACAAUGCCAUGGCAGGACUCACUCACUGAUGUUAGAAUUGAAGGUAUUUAGCUGUAUGUUGUUGGGCGCAGGAAGCAUCUUCCCUAGCCGCGUUUGAUGAUGAUC
This is a messenger RNA of Triticum urartu, 3240 nucleotides long. RefSeq names its product putative protein kinase 1 (gene PPK1). Gene Ontology annotation, cellular component: nucleus; kinetochore. NCBI's taxonomy places the organism in Eukaryota, Viridiplantae, Streptophyta, Magnoliopsida, Poales, Poaceae. Gene Ontology annotation, molecular function: protein serine/threonine/tyrosine kinase activity; ATP binding; protein serine/threonine kinase activity. Gene Ontology annotation, biological process: chromosome segregation; meiotic spindle assembly checkpoint signaling; mitotic spindle assembly checkpoint signaling. The record is from RefSeq and is a predicted model, not a curated record.